AUGGACAGACGAAGCGCCUACUCCCUCAGUGUCCUCCCCGCAGUGGCUGACGGCCCUGAUGAAUCACGGACCGCCAUUCAAACUCAGCUACGAGAAUUCAUACUGGCUUUUCAGCUAGACAACACUUUUAUCUACAGAGACCAGAUUCGACAGAAUAUCCUUGCGAAAAAGUAUUAUUGUGACGUCGAUGUGGCCCAUUUGAUCGCAUAUAACGAAGACCUAGCUCACAGGCUCACCACCAACCCGCUAGAUACAAUUCCACUGUUCGAAGCUGCUCUCAAGCAAUGCACCCAGCGAAUAGUAUACCCAUCUCAAAAGGACGUUGAGUUGCCCGAACACCAGCUCCUCCUUCAUUCAAGCGCGUCCCAUAUCACGAUAAGAGACCUCAAUGCUACGAACGUGUCACAUCUAGUACGAAUACCCGGAAUCGUGAUCGGUGCUUCAACGAUAUCCUCCAAAGCAACCGCCAUCCAUAUCAAAUGCAGGAACUGCGAAUUCUCAGAAAACCUUGUUGUUGAUGGCGGGUUUUCGGGAUUAUCACUACCACGAACGUGUGGAAAAGAGAGACUUCCAAACGAGGAUAUGUGUCCGAUGGACCCCUACGUGGUUGUGCACGAGAAAUGUCAAUUCAUCGAUCAACAAGUUCUCAAACUCCAAGAGGCUCCGGAUCAAGUUCCUGUUGGAGAGCUUCCUCGUCAUAUUUUGAUAUCCGCCGAUCGAUAUCUUGCCAACCGUGUGGUACCUGGUUCUCGAUGCACGGUGAUGGGCAUCUUCUCUAUCUACCAAUCCAAAGGGAAGAAAAGCGCGACAAGUGGAGCAACCGCAAUCCGAAACCCUUAUGUCCGAGCCGUCGGCAUUACCUCUGACAUUGACCAUACCGCAAAGGGCAGUUCGAUCUUUUCUGAAGAAGAAGAGCAGGAGUUCCUGGAAAUGAGCAGAAGGCCCGAUCUCUACAACGUGUUCGCAGAUUGCAUAGCGCCGUCCAUUUACGGCAACCAUGACAUAAAAAAGGCAAUAGCGUGUCUUCUCAUGGGUGGAUCCAAGAAGAUAUUACCCGAUGGCAUGAAGCUGCGAGGGGACAUCAACGUUCUCCUGCUCGGUGACCCGGGUACCGCUAAGUCACAGCUUCUGAAGUUUGUUGAAAGAGUGGCUCCAAUAGCUAUAUAUACGUCUGGCAAGGGUUCAUCGGCUGCAGGUCUUACCGCUUCCGUACAGCGUGAUGCGACUACACGGGAAUUCUACCUCGAAGGAGGUGCAAUGGUGCUUGCAGACGGCGGCGUUGUAUGCAUUGAUGAAUUUGAUAAGAUGCGGGACGAAGACCGUGUCGCGAUUCAUGAAGCCAUGGAGCAGCAAACGAUAUCUAUUGCAAAGGCCGGCAUCACCACCAUUUUAAACGCCCGUACCUCUGUACUGGCUGCGGCCAAUCCGGUAUUCGGACGGUACGAUGACAUGAAAACUCCAGGCGAGAAUAUCGAUUUUCAGACCACGAUUUUGUCCAGAUUCGACAUGAUCUUCAUCGUAAGAGAUGAGCAUGAGAAAGGACGGGAUAAGAAAAUGGCGAGGCACGUAAUGGGCAUUCACAUGGGCGGUAGAGGAGUUGAGGAACAGGUUGAGGCGGAGAUCCCAGUGGAGAAAAUGAAGCGGUAUAUCAGCUACUGCAGAUCUCGCUGCGCACCUCGCCUCUCUCCUGAAGCGGCGGAGAAGCUGUCGUCACAUUUCGUUUCGAUCCGCAGACAGGUGCACAAAGCCGAGUUGGACGCCAACGCACGGUCGUCCAUCCCCAUUACAGUCCGUCAAUUAGAAGCCAUCAUCCGAAUCACAGAGUCUCUCGCCAAGUUGAGUCUAUCGCCGAUCGCCACCGAAGCUCACGUCGAUGAGGCGGUGCGAUUGUUCCUUGCGUCCACCAUGGAUGCAGCCGUGCACGGCGAGGGCCAUGCAAGCAAAGAGCUGAUGGCCGAGGUUGGAAAGGUGGAAGACGAGUUGAAGCGACGGUUACCGAUUGGCUGGAGCACGAGUCUGGCUACAUUACGGCGCGAAUUUGUGGACGGGAGAAACUAUACGGAGCAGGCGUUGAACAGGGCUCUCGUCAUUCUGCAGCGGAGAGAAACAAUACAGUUCCGUUCAGGAGGAUCGCAGGUGUAUCGGAAUGGGCCAUGA
This is a messenger RNA of Uncinocarpus reesii 1704, 2157 nucleotides long. Its product is annotated as DNA replication licensing factor mcm5. The record is from RefSeq and is a predicted model, not a curated record. Gene Ontology annotation, biological process: DNA replication initiation; DNA replication; double-strand break repair via break-induced replication. Lineage: Eukaryota; Fungi; Ascomycota; Eurotiomycetes; Onygenales; Onygenaceae. Gene Ontology annotation, molecular function: single-stranded DNA binding; 3'-5' DNA helicase activity; DNA replication origin binding. The transcript has 4 exons. Gene Ontology annotation, cellular component: nucleus; MCM complex. Bases 1 to 2157 code for a protein of 718 amino acids.